This is a messenger RNA of Trachymyrmex septentrionalis, 2505 nucleotides long. It is a transcript of the gene RhoGDI, whose product is annotated as rho GDP-dissociation inhibitor 2. The record is from RefSeq and is a predicted model, not a curated record. The transcript is spliced from 5 exons. Bases 183 to 800 code for a protein of 205 amino acids. Gene Ontology annotation, biological process: Rho protein signal transduction. Gene Ontology annotation, cellular component: cytosol; membrane; cytoplasm. Lineage: Eukaryota; Metazoa; Arthropoda; Insecta; Hymenoptera; Formicidae. Gene Ontology annotation, molecular function: protein binding; Rho GDP-dissociation inhibitor activity.
CCAUGUUGCCAGUAUCCUCCGAUUGGCGAAGCGUGAGACGGAAGGGUAGACAAACAGGAAUUAACAAUCGGCCGCCGAUAAUCUGGUACGGAUUCUCGUAAACGCGAGAGCCGGUCGUAUUAUCAUAAUUUUCACAAGUUUCCUGUCAAGCCGAGCCGAGAGAGUCGGAGAGAGUCGACGCGAUGUCUGACUCUACGGGUGAUCAUGUAGAUGCGUUGGAUGAGGAGCCGGACGUGGAAUCCAGUUAUAAGCCUCCACCGGAAAAAUCCAUCGAGCAGAUCUUGGAAACAGAUAAGGAAGAUGAGAGUUUGCGCAAGUAUAAAGAGACGCUUCUGGGAGAAGCAAAAUCUGGCGGCAUUGUAGUAGAUCCUAAUGAUCCUAGAAAGGUAAUAGUGAAGAAAUUGGCAUUAUGCGUCGCUGAUCGACCGGAUAUGGAAUUAGACUUGACUGGUGAUUUAUCACAGCUAAAAAAACAUACAUUUGUCAUCAAGGAGGGCGUGAGCUAUAGAAUCAGGAUCGAUUUUAUUGUGCAACGCGAGAUCGUGCAUGGAUUAAAAUAUGUUCAAAAGACUUAUCGCCUUGGUGUACCUGGAGUUACGGUUGACAAAAUGACACAUAUGGUAGGCUCGUAUCCUCCUAAAACAGAGCUUCAGUCUUACACUACUCCAGCUGAAGAUGCGCCAGCCGGUGUUGUAGCGCGAGGCUCAUACAGCGUUAGUUCUCUCUUCACAGAUGACGACAAGCAUGAACAUCUCAAAUGGGAGUGGGCGUUUGAAAUUAAGAAGGAUUGGAAAGAAUAAAUCGUCUUCUAUUUCGAAAGGACGAUAAUUUACAAUUCCUUAUUACUUUACGAGUAAUAAUUAAGGACGUAAAAUGCCAAAAUGCAAUUGGAUGGAUGAAUUUUAAUAUUCUUUAGUUGUGGUUGACGUUGCCAUAAGAAUUAUUUACUUAUACUUUAAGUAAUAAAAGAGGAAGAGAAUAUAAUCGGUAUUUAUUAAGGUUUUUGUAAUUGAUUAGAUAUUUGAUUAUAGAAACAGAUUCGAGAAUUAUGAAGAAUACACACACACAUACACAUCAUAUUUCACCUUAGUACAAGCAGACAUCAGUAGUAGUGAUUUAAGCGAUACAUGAUGUGACAAAUCAAUAUAUUUCCGGACAAAUGAGUAUUAGAUGCGUAGCGAAUAAAAAAACAGUAAACGUAUAGUCAACAGUUGAUUUAUAUAUUAUAUAUAUACAUAAAUAAGGUGUCUAACAAUUAUAAAACUUUCGUAUAGCGACAGAAUGGACUAAACCGAGUAAAACAGUCCCUGUGUGUGUAUAUAUGUGUGUGUACACACACACACACACACACACACACACACACACACACACACACACACACACACACAUAAGGGCUAACUGAAAAGUUUUGAGUCUCAAUGAAGAUGGCAUUACUCAUCAAAACUAUUCUGGUACUACGAUCGUACAUAUUUUGAAAGAUACCUGUGAAAAUUAUACCCAUUUUGGACGCUCAAUUGAUGUUUGACAGUCGUUUGUGCCAGUCGAUGUCAGUAUUUUUGUAAAAAUGUAAAAAACCGAAUAUCGUGUCAUGAUUAAAUUCUUGCAUUUGAAAGGCAAUACGCCUGCGCAAAUUAAAGUAGAGUUGGACCCUGUUUACGAGGACUCUGCCCAGUCCAGGAUCAUUUGCCACCAUGAAAAGAUGGGCAGCUUAAUUUAAAUGGUCAUACCAGCUCGGCUAAUUAGCGUUCGGGAUAGCCAACAACUGCGAUUACCACCGAUACAAUCGAAAAAAUUCACCAAAUCGUACUGAACGAUUGUCGAAUCGAAGUUAGAAAGAUAGCAGAGGUUGUAGGUAUAUCGAAAGAACGUGUUUGUCAUAUAUUGGCUGAAGAAGUUAGGUGCCGCGCUUGUUCACUGUGGACCAAAAUCCAUUUGAAUAAACAUUUCCAAGGCCUUGGAGCGGUUUAAGCGAAACGAGUCCGAUUUUUUUGCAUCGAUUAAUAAUUGUUGAUAAAACUUAAAUCGGUUACUUUGUUCUUGAGACGAAGGAAAAAUUGAAACAGUGGAUUGCGAAAGAUGCAUCUGCUCCGAAGAAGACGAAGACGGUUUCAUCGGGAAGGUGAUGGCGACUAUUUUUUGGGAUAGUCAUGGAAUUGUGUUCAUCGACUAUUUUGGAAAAGGUAAAACAAUAACGAGGGUAUACUACGCAUCAUUAAUUGACAAGCUGAAGGCAGGAAUUGCGAAAAAACAGCAUUUAGAGAAGAAGAAAAUGCUGUUCCAUCAAGAUGAUACACCUCACAUUUCGACGGUCAUUAUGGCAAAAAUUCACGAAUUAUAGUCGAAUUGAUUGACCAGUCACCAUGUUCACCAGAUCUGGCCCCAGCGACUUUUUCCUGUUUCCUAAGCUCAAAGUUUGACUCGGAGGACAGAGAUUUUUAUCGAAUGAGCAGGUCAUUGCAUCCUUAGAAGACUAUUUUGCAGAGCAAGACACUAACUAUUAUUUGA